This is a messenger RNA of Perognathus longimembris pacificus (Pacific pocket mouse), 2307 nucleotides long. RefSeq names its product calmegin (gene Clgn). The record is from RefSeq and is a predicted model, not a curated record. Gene Ontology annotation, cellular component: endoplasmic reticulum membrane; endoplasmic reticulum. Bases 217 to 2055 code for a protein of 612 amino acids. Gene Ontology annotation, molecular function: calcium ion binding. Gene Ontology annotation, biological process: protein folding. The transcript has 16 exons. NCBI's taxonomy places the organism in Eukaryota, Metazoa, Chordata, Mammalia, Rodentia, Heteromyidae.
GGUCGGGCCGGGAGCCGCGGGGACCGGGUGGCCGCCAGUCCCAGCGCCGGAGCCGCCACCCGCCGAAAGCAGGCGCGCACGACACCGGCCCGCAGCCCGUGCGCUCGGGCUUGGGGUUUUGUUCCAUUGGCCGUUUGGGUUUUGGACCAAGGCCUGUGUUUGUAAAAUCUGUUUACUGAAAGACUUGAAGUGUGUGUUCUACUUGUUCAAGACAGUAUGCGUUUCCCGGGCCUCGGCCUGUGCCUGGGUCUCCUCUUCAUCUCAGCAAACGCGGACUUCGCUGAUGACAGCGCCGAGGUGGAAGACUUCGGAGAAAACUCAGAAGAGCUGGGUGCUGAAGAGGGCGAGCCCGGGGCAGAGGGUUUUAAAUACAAGACGCCUCAACCUAUAGGAGAAGUCUACUUUACAGAAACAUUUGAUAGUGGAAAGCUGGCUGGGUGGGUCUUAUCGAAAGCAAAGAAAGAUGACAUGGACUCCGAGAUCUCUAUCUAUGACGGAAGGUGGGAAAUUGAAGAGUUGAAGGAGAACCAGGUUCCUGGUGACCGGGGGCUGGUGCUGAAGUCCCGCGCGAAGCACCACGCCGUGUCGGCCUCCUUAGCACGGCCGUUCAUCUUUGCGGACAAGCCUUUGAUCGUGCAAUAUGAAGUGAAUUUUCAAGAAGGUAUUGAUUGUGGAGGUGCAUACAUUAAACUACUAGCAGACACUGACGAUUUGAUUCUGGAGAAUUUUUAUGAUAAAACGUCCUAUACCAUUAUGUUUGGACCAGAUAAGUGUGGAGAAGAUUAUAAACUUCAUUUUAUCUUCAGACACAAACACCCCAAAACUGGAGUUUUUGAAGAAAAACAUGCCAAACCUCCAGAUGUAGACCUUAAAGAGUUCUUUACAGACAGGAAGACGCAUCUUUAUACCCUGGUGUUGAACCCAGAUGACACAUUUGAAAUAUCGAUAGACCAAAAAGUAGUAAACAAAGGAAGCCUCCUGGAAGACGUGAUUCCUCCGGUUAACCCUCCCAAGGAAAUCGACGACCCCGACGACAAGAAGCCUGAGGAGUGGGACGACAGGGCGAAAAUCCCCGACCCGACGGCCGCCAAGCCAGAGGACUGGGACGAAAAUGAGCCGGCGCAGGUGGAGGACCUGAGCGCCGUCAAGCCCGAAGGCUGGCUCGAUGACGAGCCCAAGUUCAUCCCGAAUCCCACUGCGGAGAAACCGGAUGACUGGAACGAAGACCUGGACGGGGAGUGGGAGCCGCCUCGGAUGCCCAACCCGGCCUGCCACAUCGGGUGCGGCGAGUGGAAGCCGCCCAUGAUCGACAACCCCAAGUACAAGGGCGUGUGGAGGCCGCCCAUGGUCAGCAACCCCGACUACCAGGGAAUCUGGAGUCCUCAAAAAAUUCCCAACCCAGAUUAUUUUGAAGAUGAUCAUCCGUUUCUUCUAACUUCCUUUCGUGCUCUUGGCUUAGAACUUUGGUCAAUGACCCCUGACAUCUACUUUGAUAAUUUUAUCAUCUGUUCCGAAAAGGCAGUAGCAGAUCAAUGGGCCUCAGAGGGCUGGGAAGUGAAGAUAAUAGUAGCGAAAGCUAAUGAGCCCGGUGUAUUGAAGCAGCUGACAGCGGCCGCUGCAGAACGCCCCUGGCUUUGGCUCAUUUACUUCGUAACAGCAGGGUUGCCAAUCGCAUUGGUUACUUUGUUUUGCUGGCCAAGGAAAGUAAAGAAGAAGUACGAAGUAGCUGAGUACAAAGCAGCGGCCAUGCGCAAGCCGCCCAGCAAGGCCGCGCUGGAGCAGGAGGGGCGGGAGGAGCCGGCGGCCGCGGAGCCCCCGGCCGGCGCGGAGGAGCAGGGGAGGCAAAGUGACGGCGAAACCCCCGAGAAGGAGGAGGAAGGCGAACCUGAGGAACGGAAGAGUCAGGAAGAAAUUGAAGUCACAGAAGGGCAAGAAGAGGGAAAUAAGUCCAACAAGUCCGGAUCAGAGGACGAGAUGAAGGACGCGGACGAGAGCACGGGCUCCGGGGACGGGCCGGUGAAGUCGCUGCGCAAGCGGAGGGUCCGGAAGGACUGAGCGCCGCCCGGGAGCGCCCUCGUCCCAUCCGGGGUCCCAUCCGGGGAGAGGUGUGGACGCCCCGCACGCCUGCCACACCCAUCCUCCACCGCACCCGCAACGCUGUUCCUGGAGAUUUAUUUUCGUCUUUCUUCUGAGGGGGGAGAUGGUCUUUGUAUUUAGAAUAAAAGAGUGGCGAGUUACACCCGAGACGUGAGCGGGGUGUCAUUACGAAUCAGUUCCAAUCGUCCGACGGCCGUGUGGGGGUGUCUC